This is a messenger RNA of Amphimedon queenslandica, 1076 nucleotides long. RefSeq names its product intraflagellar transport protein 46 homolog. Bases 23 to 970 code for a protein of 315 amino acids. Gene Ontology annotation, biological process: cilium assembly; intraciliary transport. The record is from RefSeq and is a predicted model, not a curated record. Lineage: Eukaryota; Metazoa; Porifera; Demospongiae; Haplosclerida; Niphatidae. The transcript is spliced from 10 exons. Gene Ontology annotation, cellular component: motile cilium; intraciliary transport particle B; microtubule organizing center.
UGACAACCAGUGGCUAAUAAAUAUGGACCCAGGAAAGGUUAAGCUGCUACAGAACCAGCCUUACGACGAGAGCGUUGAAGUAAGCGACGCUGAAGAAGUAGUGAGUACAAAUCCAACCCCCAGGAUGUCAAAGCCACAGUCAGGAAUAGAAGAGGAAGAGGAUGGAGGGGUGGAAUAUCCAAGGGAUGGUAGUGUCCCGCAGGCAUCAGGCAUGAUGUAUGAGGAUGAGGAAGAAGAUGAAGAGACCAACGAGGAAGAGGAGAGCGAGGAGGAGCAAGAUAAUGGAGGAAUACAACAAACAUUGACUGGUGGCUAUGAUCCAAAUGAAUAUGAAAAUUUACAAGUUUCUCCUGAGAUCAGAGAGCUCUUUAAGCACAUAUCCAGAUACACUCCUCAAAACAUUAAUCUUGACUGUCGUCUGAUUCCCUUUGUACCGGAGUACAUACCUGCCAUUGGAGACAUUGAUGCUUUCAUUAAAGUAACAAGGCCUGAUGGAGCUGGUGACCGAUUGGGAUUGACUGUACUUGAUGAGCCUUCAACCAAACAAUCAGAUCCACAUGUCUUAGACUUACAAUUGAGGACACAUGCAAAGCAGUCACUGGAAAAACCAGCACCUGUGCAUAAUAUCAAAAACCCAGAAGCAGAAAGCAAGACACUAGACAGUUGGAUAGAAAAUAUCAAGGAGCUACACAGACAAAAACCAGCCACUAAUGUUCAUUAUACAAGAAAUAUGCCUGACAUUGAAACACUGAUGCAAGAAUGGCCUUCAGAUUUUGUAGAAUCUUUAAAAGAAGUUGGCCUACCUAAUGCUGAGCUUGAUUGUAAUCUAGAGGAAUUUGUAGACAUAAUGUGUGGUUUGCUUGAUAUUCCAGUGCGUGGAAACAGAAUCCAUUCGCUUCAUGUCCUCUUCUCUCUCUUCAUGGAAUUUAAAAACUCACAGCAUUUCACUAACUAUAUACCACCUACAUGAAUGCACAUUUAAAAUCAACAACAACAAUAAUCAUAAAAAAUUGCAAACAAUAGCAAGUGCAAAGUAAAAAAAAUUGCACAAUAAAAAAUUGCACAAUAAUGGUCAA